GAAUAAUCGAUAGUAUAAUUAUCGCGCUUUGAAAUUAAUCGACGGCCAACCUAAAAUUAUAAAGUUAUAAGAAAAUGAUCCAAAGAUGCAUGGAUCCCAUGUGGGUUUAAACAAUUUACCCGUCGACUGUCUGCUGUGCAUCUUUGAUUACUGCUCGGAGGCGGACCUUCUGUGCCUGUGCAAGGUGGAUCCGUAUCUGGAGGACAUAAUAGACACCUACUGUUUCUACCAACUUUCAUACGACCUGCUACUUUGUGGACACCGGAAUAAUCCCAGAAUCGAGCAGAGAAACCGAAAGCGACAGAAGAACUAUGAACGGAUUGAAGUGUCCCGGAACUGGGUUAGUGGAACCUACUCCGAACGCCCCUACUUCCACCACUUCCAGAUGUUCCCCACCAAACUGUGUCUGGAGGCACAGUACCUGUACAUUACCCAUGCCGGCUACCUGCGAAAGUACCGCCGCUCCAGCUACGAUGCACUGCAGCGGCGCUACGAGGAGGAGAUCAGUACAUCUACUCACACCGACAUCUCGGAUUUCGUCAAAAAGCAGGACACCAUAUUCGCAGGUCGGGUGUGCGGGUCGUGCUUUCACUUGGAUGCUGAUGGCAUCACGGAACAAAGGAUGCACCCCGUCAACGAGUACCUCUAUUGCGUGGACUUUGUCAAAGAUCUGUUCGCCACCAGCACCGACACAUGCUGCAAAUUGUGGCAACGAAGUCAGGAGUUCGGAAUGACACACUUCGACAUGGCAAUGAAUCUGUCGCGCGCCUUCAGAUCCCUGAAACUCAGUUCAGAUGGCCAGUGGCUUUAUGGGGGUCUCUACUCGGACAAGGGUGACCGCCGGGCUCUGAGGGCUGUUCACGUGGAGAGUGGCGAGGAAGUAGUUUUCAACUCAAACACAAUGUCUAUUUACGACCUAAAACUAAAAGAUGACCAAGUUAUUUUCACGGCCAACUUUGAUGCGACGUUUCGGAUGUUUGAUCGACGAGUCGAUCGAGAUGUGGCAAUUUGGGAGGAUCCGUUCGACUCUUCCUUUUACUCCCUGGAGUACGACGGACUGUAUGCGGCGCUAGUCGGCACCAACAGACAUUCGCGGGUCAAUCUGUACGACAUAAGAAUGCCACAAUAUGUACAAUUAUAUUUUCCCGGCAGGACGCGAGAGCACAAAGGAUUUUCACCCGUGUACAGCCUUGCAUGUGAUAGCCAAUAUAUGUUUGUAGCCACCGAUCAUAACCUUCGAGUGUUUGACUUUAAGGCAAGCUGUGGAAUCCGGAGGGACUACAGCAAUAUUAAAGGAUUUAUAUGAACGUAAUUAUAUUCAUCUGAUUACCAAAUAUACUUGUAAAAUGUAGAUCACCAAUAUAUGUUCAAUGGUCAUUAUUGUCUUGGACCAAUAUAACAUGUUUAAUUGAAAAAUAAAAAUUAUUAUUUUAAGAAUUAAUAAGUUAUUGAAAAAAGUACUUUAAGCAAUCAUUGUAGUCUAAGAGACUUUUUACAACAUUAGGUUAUAUUAGGAAACAGAAAAGCUAGUUGUUGUAUUUAAGUAAAGCUCUAGUCACCCCUAAAUUAAAUUUCGAAUGGUGUCUAAGACUCCAAAAAACCAA
This is a messenger RNA of Drosophila biarmipes, 1604 nucleotides long. RefSeq names its product F-box/WD repeat-containing protein 4. Gene Ontology annotation, molecular function: protein binding. NCBI's taxonomy places the organism in Eukaryota, Metazoa, Arthropoda, Insecta, Diptera, Drosophilidae. Bases 86 to 1306 code for a protein of 406 amino acids. Gene Ontology annotation, cellular component: SCF ubiquitin ligase complex. Gene Ontology annotation, biological process: SCF-dependent proteasomal ubiquitin-dependent protein catabolic process. The record is from RefSeq and is a predicted model, not a curated record. The transcript is spliced from 3 exons.